Molecule: messenger RNA, 1194 nt
Organism: Daldinia childiae
Lineage: Eukaryota; Fungi; Ascomycota; Sordariomycetes; Xylariales; Hypoxylaceae
Exons: 1
Coding region: 1-1194 (397 amino acids)
Cellular component (GO): cytoplasm
Molecular function (GO): glycerophospholipase activity
Source: RefSeq, a predicted model, not a curated record
AUGCCUUCAACCACCGUCAACAACUACUACGGAGAGGUUCCGAAAGUACAUAACCUUGGAUCGAAAUGCCGGUUUGCCCCGACAUCUCAUCCCCCUUGCUCUUCCGAUAUCGACGAAAUUCCGCCGGUAAACGCCCAUUACUUUUACGCGUCUUCCGUUCCCAUCGAUGAACCUCUUUCUACCGCUCCUAUUGCUGUUGCUGCCGAUCCUAAAUAUAUUAGGAGUAGCCUACGUCCAUUCUCACCAGGGGACAACAACGCGAUAGAGAAAGCUUGGUUGAGUCUCGCUUCGGAUGCCUACCGUCAGAAUCACUCCAAUGCCCGGCAGAACCGACCUCCUAGCCCUUCACUUGCUAAGGCAAAUAGCGAGAAGCUACGUGAUAUCGUACGCCAACUAGCUGUGGAACAUGCUGAAAAGCAUGCACGCGAAGGCCCCUCGCGGGAAAAGGUCCAGCCUUUCACUGAAUCUUUGCCGGAGCCAGAAACUGCCGCGCUCUUAUGCUGCAAAGAGCUUCUUGUUGAUGUUGGUGUAGCCUUACGGACAUCUUUCUGUGCUGUUGCAAGGCGAAAGCAACAUGAGCUUAAUAGAGAUAUGGUUGCUCAAGCUGUUAUGAGUGAGAUGAAUACAUUGCAUACCGACUCGACGGCUUCCGUCACAGAACGCCAUGCGCCGCCUGAUAACAUGUCUUCAAACCAGUCGCCAAUCGACUCUGUGAUGCGAUCAAAUCAACUUAAUGAACAGCCCAAUAGUCAGCCUUCAAGUAUAACGUCACAGUCCCCAACGACAGCUCAGUAUCCUUCAAUUGACAAAAGCGCCAAUGUGCCAGUCCCUGCGAAAUCUUCGUUAGUGGACGACGGUAUCUCAGGUAGACCAUUUGUCCGCGUAGGUACGCCGGAAACUCCGAUUAAUUCUCCACCGGCGUCAUUUCCGAGGGCGAAUACUUUUCAGCCCAGCAGACUUGGUGAGGAGAUGAGGAUUGAAGAAGCCAGGCCGCCUCGUCCUGCGCCAGUAGAGAACUCAUCCUCCCCUCCUAAGCCUGUGAAAACUCCAAAGGUGAUUUCGCGCGAAGUGACGGUUGGUGUAUCCAGGUUACAUGAAGUAUCUCUCCCCGCGUUACAGAUGAAGCCCAUAUACUGGUCUCCUGUAAAUGAUAUUGCUACCGUUCUUCGAGCUACUUGGUUCUAUAGGUAUUAA